Molecule: messenger RNA, 1056 nt
Organism: Knipowitschia caucasica
Lineage: Eukaryota; Metazoa; Chordata; Actinopteri; Gobiiformes; Gobiidae
Source: the annotation of a GenBank genome assembly
AUGCAGGGCGCCCCCCCAGUGAGAGAAGACGCACGGACCAGGGAGACCGCGAGCAAGGCCAAGCAGCAGCCGAACGGGAGACGCAGAAGGAGCGGCCCCCACGGGCGCAGGCAGAGCACGCAAAGCGAGACGAGGAAAGCAAGCAGGCGCCAGCCCCCAGGGCUCGAGCCCCUCAGCACAGAGGAGCGACGCGGUACAGCCAACCGACGCCACAAGAGAGACCCAGAGGCGCAGAGCGGCACGCCAGGGCCAAAGACCGACACAGGGAGCCCAGGAGACAGCAAGCGGGGAAGCGCAGGUCAACCGCCAGUGAGAGAUAAGCAGCGGCGAGGAAGCACCUGGCCAGGGAAGCAGGGGAGGGCCGGAGCCAGGGCCGAAGGGAGCGGGCGGCCGGCAGCACGCCCGAACGGGGAAGGAGCAAGGCGGGAGGCGAGAGUGCAGGCCGGCGAAGGGUCCCGCCGUCGCCCCCCCCCCCCACCUGAUGGAGGAGGGCCGAGAGAGAGGAGAGAGAGAGGGCGGAGAGAGACGCAACGCAGCAGGCGCACCCACCGAGAACCCCCCUACCGCCAGAGAGGAGCCAACACCGGGAGCAGACCAGCCCCUAGACCGCCAGGAGAGAGAGAGCACGGCGGGAGAGAGAGGACCGAGAGGGGAGAGAGAGAGCACCCGAAGAGCAAGCCGAUCAGAACACGAAGAGAGAACACCGCCACAAGACGCGGAACAAGCCCAAGUCCAGCAGCAGCAGAGAGAGAGACGCAUACACAGACACCGAGAAGGAAGACGCGAGACCACGGAGGGAGAGGGAAGCCAAACGGGAGACGCGCAGCAGAAGACCCCCCCCCACGACCGCCAGCAAAGCACCCGCCGAGCAGGGAAGCACGACCCAAACGCACCAAGCCAACAGGAACGACACCAACCAAACCCACUACCCCAUCCCAGACCUUCACGUCACCACCACAGACCAGCGAGGCCCGACCCAGAGCGCUCUCUCACAUCUCUCGCCACCUUCAGGCGUCAUGUGGCAGUUUGGUGAAGGUCGUUAAAGGAGACAAAUGA